Castor canadensis (American beaver) is the source of this 2113-nucleotide messenger RNA. RefSeq names its product zinc finger protein 350 (gene Znf350). The record is from RefSeq and is a predicted model, not a curated record. Lineage: Eukaryota; Metazoa; Chordata; Mammalia; Rodentia; Castoridae. Gene Ontology annotation, cellular component: nucleus. Gene Ontology annotation, biological process: regulation of transcription by RNA polymerase II. Gene Ontology annotation, molecular function: RNA polymerase II transcription regulatory region sequence-specific DNA binding; DNA-binding transcription factor activity, RNA polymerase II-specific.
GUCUUGCUUUCGCUGUGCUUCGUGUCUCAGAGUCCAUUCUUUGAGUUUGGCCAGGACCUGUGAUUUUGCCUGGAACCUGGGAAGCUGUGGAAGCCCCCCUCAUGGGUGCUCCAGGGACAUAAAUUGACAAGCCAGCCAGGAGUUGAAUUUCACAAGGUCCUAACUCCUCAGGAGCAAACCAGUCACACGAAAGAGGAAAUCACAGAACUGGAGAGAUAGCAUUUCUGGGCACACAGUGGCUUGAAGACAGAUUUCUGAACAGCAACUUAAAGUGGAUCUAGAGCAUCUCAGUGGCCAGCUAUUUUCUGAGAGUAGAAAACAAUGAUCCAGGCACAGGAGCUGCUGACCCUGGAGGAUGUGGUUGUGGUGUUCACCUGGGAGGAGUGGCAGCUCCUGAGCCCUGAGCAGAAGGACCUGUACCGAGAUGUGAUGCUGGAGAACUACAGCAGCCUGGUGUCAGUGGGUUAUCAAGCCAGCAAGCCUAGUUUCCUCUCCAGGUUGCUCCUAGGAAAACUGUGGACAGAUGGUGAAACCUGCUGCGGAACCCAGUCUGAUAUGGGGAAAGUUGAUAACCAUCUUCCCAAGCACUUAGAAAAUGAAAGCAAGGCAAACAGAAUAGAACAGUGGCAUGAACGCCAUGCAUCUGAUAGUGCUGUUCAUCAGAAUAAAGCUCAGUUUCUGUUAAGGCAAAAUCAUGAUGUAUUUACCUCACAUAGGAAAAGCGUGAAAUCAAAUUUAACUCUGGUUAGCCAGAGCAGAAGCUGUGAAAUAAAGAACACUACUGAGUUUUCUACAAAUGGAGAAUCCUUUGUGCAUGCCAACUGUGAACAAUUUCAUACUGAAAUCAAAUUCCCUGCAAGUGGAAAACUCAUCAGCACUGAAUCUCAGUUCAUUAGUCCUAAGCACCAGAAAACUCAAAAAGUAGAGAAACCUCAUAUAAGCAGUGAACAUGGGAAAGCCUUCAUCAAGAAAUCUUGGCUCACUGACCAGCAGAUCACUCAUACUAGAGAGAAACCCCAUAGAUGUAACCUGUGUGCAAAAGCCUUUUCCAGAAAAUUCAUGCUCAACAUACACCACAGAACUCAUACGGGAGAAAAACCUUAUAAAUGCACUGAAUGUGGCAAAGCCUUUCUUGCAAAAUCAGGGCUCACCAAACAUCAGAGAAUUCAUACAGGAGAGAAACCUUAUAUAUGCAGUGACUGUGGAAAGGGAUUUAUCCAAAAAGGGAAUCUCACUGUCCAUCAGCGAAUUCAUACAGGUGAGAAACCUUAUGUAUGUGACGAAUGUGGAAAAGGCUUCAUCCAGAAGAUCAGCCUCAUCACCCAUCAGAGCUUUCACUCAAGGAAGACUUCCUUUGUGUGUAGUGAAUGUGGAAAAUCCUAUGCACAUAACUCUGGUCUCAGUAGACAUAAAAAAAUUCACAUAGGAGAGAAACUCUUUGGAUGUAGUGAAUGUGGGAAAGCCUUCACUACAAAGCAACAUUUCAUUGCCCAUCACAGAAGUCAUACAGGAGAGAGACCCUAUGACUGUAAUGAGUGUGGGAAAACUUUUGCAUACAUGUCUUCCAUGUCUAGUCAUAAGAGAAUACACACAAGGGAAAAGCAGAGAGAGUCAGUUAGGGUGGAAAAUUCUGUGAAGAGUGGUAACUCAUUACAUACUAGUGAUGCCACACAGGAAAAAAAUGCUGUUAACACAGAAACCAUACAAGUGUCUUCUGUGAGCCCUCAGGCACCAUUGAAUACCAGUGGGCUCCUAGCAAAUAGGGAUGUAGUCCUUGUGGGACAGCCAGUGGACAGAUAUCCAUCCUCAGGAGGUAACAGAGGAUUUGCACAGGAGAGAAACCUUAUGAAUGCAGUGUGCGUGGUCAUGCCUUCAGUCAUCAAUUAUGUCUUAUUUUAUGUCACACAAAACCAAUAGGAAGAAGCUCAGAUACGUUCUAUAUACAAAAGGGUUGAGCAGAAAUUUCUAGUUCAUUACAUAGUGAAAAGUAUGUACUGGGAGAAAGUAUAUAAAUGCAGAGAUGGGGAAAGCCUAAUAUUCUCAUCCUGUCUAAAUGCUCCAUUGUUAUACAGGCAUAAUCUGAUGUUAACUACCCAGACACAUACAUAGCAAU